GGCGGCCGGAGGAGAAGAAGGUCACACAGCAUCGGGCUGGGGGAGCAGUCGCUGGGACACAUCAGACCUCUGCAGACCGAUGCUCAGGAGAGCCCAGGCCACAGGGACAGGUCCUUGAUACCUCGAGUCAGCAAAGCCAACUCACACAGGAGUUUACAAUGUCAAGCAACGUUUCAGAAUGCCACAUCUAUGAAGAAAUGGAACCUUUUACCUAUUUUUACUACUUGAUUUUUCUCAUGGGAAUUAUUGGAAGCUUUUUCGCCCUGUGGGCAUUCACACAGAAGCAUCAGAAACACAAACCUAUGAGCAUCUACCUGAUCAACCUCCUCACUGCAGAUUUCCUGUUGACUUUGACUUUGCCAAUGAAGAUCAUUGUCGACCUAGGAAUUGCGUCCUGGAAUCUGAGAAUAUUCCACUGCCAGGUUACAGCCUGUUUCAUCUACCUGAACAUGUACCUGUCAAUCAUAUUUCUGGGAUUUGUGAGCAUGGAUCGCUGCCUGCAGCUGGUGCACAGCUCCAAGAUCUACCGCAUCCAGGAGCCCGGCUUUGCCAAGACCCUGUCCGCGGUCGUGUGGGUCAUGGUGCUGCUCAUCACCGUGCCCAACAUGGCCAUUCCCAUCCAGCACAUCGAGGAGAGACCCGGCGCGGGGUGCAUCGACUUCAAAACCAAGUUCGGGAGAGACUGGCACGUGUUCACCAACUUCAUCUGCACGGCCAUAUUCCUGAACUUCUCGGCCGUGAUCCUGAUCUCCAACUUCCUGGUGGUCAGGCAGCUGCACCGCCACAAGUACAGCGAGAGCUACGGCAGCGUGAGGAAGGCGCUGACCCACAUCCUGCUGGUGACGGCCGGGUACCUGCUGUGCUUCGUGCCCUACCACGCCGUGCGCAUCCCCUACACGCUGAGCCAGCGGGACAGCGCGGCCAGCUGCCCCCUCCGCCGGGCCCUCUUCAAAGCCAAGGAGUCCACCCUGCUCUUUGCCGUCUCAAACCUCUGCUUCGACCCCAUCCUCUAUUACCACCUCUCCAAAUCCUUCCGGCUGAAGUUCACAGAGGCAUUUGCAGCCCCCAAGCAGACAAAGGCUCGCGCAGAUGUGGAGCUGCAGCACAGCAGUGAGCAGAUACAUGGCCCUGACUGUCAAACAUGGGCACAGAGUGAGCCCACCAGCAGCUCUGAACAGCAGAUACACAGCCCCAACUCUCAGACAUGGGCACAGAGUGAGCCCACCUGCAGCACUGACCAGGAGAUACAUGGCCCUGACUGUCAAACACGGGCACAGAGUGAGCCCACCAGCAGCACUGAACAGCAGAUACAUGGCCCCAGCUCUCAGACACGGGCACAGAGUGAGCCUGAGCCCACCUGCAGCAGUGACCAGCAGAUACAUGGCCCCAGCUCUCAAACACGGGGACAGAGUGAACCUGAGCCCACCAGCAGCAGUGACCAGCAGACACACAGCCCCAGCUCUCAAACCCAGGCACAGAGUGAGCCCAGCAGCAGCUCUGACAGCUGUUGGGUGACUGUGUGCACAGACACCGCAGGUGACAACGCUCCUGAGGAUUCAUGAGCCCGAGCAGAAGGAAAACACUCGAUCAAUAAAUCCCCAUCUCUGUGUUCCACACUCACACGGGGGGUCUGAGCUCACAGAGCCUCCAACGAUGCCUCCCACAAACAGCUCAGUGAACAGUGGUGACCCACCAGGGAUCAGCAACGUGUGACAGCACGUGUUCAGACUCAAACAUACUUCAGAAUUAUUUAUGGCAAACACCUGAACUCACCUUUUCUAAGUUAAGUAGUGUGUAUUUACUAUAUUAAAUGACUUGGUGCAGUCAAGUGAAGAAAUUACUGAACAGGAGUUCUUCAGCUGCAAAGUUUUUUCGUGCACAUGAUUAACCCAAAAGCAUUUCAGAGGGCAUUACUUACUCCAGACAGGGAUUUUAAACUGCACUGAUUAAAAAUUAUUGUAUCUGCCUAUAUCAUACCUGCAGUUUUAAUAAAUAAAUUUCUUGUUCUUACCAAGUUCCAUUGCCUCUCCUUGCUGCUGCUUCAACAAAUAGGAAAAAACCUAACAUGUUAUUAUAGAAAAUUCAAGCAAGUUUUAAAACAAAGAUUUCAGCUUGUUCUGUUUGCUUGUUUUCUGUUCAUAAAAAUUUAUAAAACAGCAGCUAAGUUUAUUAAUAUUCUGAUAUACAUUUACUUCCAAAACUUAUGCAUAUGCACAAUAAUUAAUAAUCAAAAUUUAAAAAUCAAUUUGCAUUGGCAAAAUCCAGCUACUUAGAUUAGCUCCAUCUGCAAAUCAAAACUAUUUCAGAAACAAAACCAAGUUAUCUUUUUUCUAAUCUUUG
Neopelma chrysocephalum (saffron-crested tyrant-manakin) is the source of this 2340-nucleotide messenger RNA. RefSeq names its product G protein-coupled receptor 171 (gene GPR171). NCBI's taxonomy places the organism in Eukaryota, Metazoa, Chordata, Aves, Passeriformes, Pipridae. The transcript is spliced from 2 exons. Gene Ontology annotation, biological process: G protein-coupled receptor signaling pathway. Gene Ontology annotation, molecular function: G protein-coupled purinergic nucleotide receptor activity. The record is from RefSeq and is a predicted model, not a curated record. Gene Ontology annotation, cellular component: membrane. The coding region runs from base 159 to 1562 and encodes 467 amino acids.